Mustela lutreola (European mink) is the source of this 15982-nucleotide messenger RNA. Its product is annotated as KIAA1549 like. The coding region runs from base 122 to 6352 and encodes 2076 amino acids. The record is from RefSeq and is a predicted model, not a curated record. The transcript has 23 exons. NCBI's taxonomy places the organism in Eukaryota, Metazoa, Chordata, Mammalia, Carnivora, Mustelidae.
CCCCCGCCCUCCGGCGCCCGGGCCAUGGCCGGAGAUGCCCGGUGAGGACCGGGGCGCCGAAGGCUGGGCUCCCCGGCGCGGUGCGGAGCGAGGCAGCGGCCUGGAUGUGUGAAGCGUCCCCAUGGCUCGGCAGGAGGCGAAGCCCCAGGGCCCGAGGGAAGCUGGGCCGGCGGCACGGGGGCGCAGGGGCCGGGCCGGCGGGGGACCAGCCCGCCGCCCGGGCGUGAGGGGCUCGGGGCCGGCGCCGGUUGCCCGGGCCGCCGCGUCCCAGGAUGCGCCGCCGCCGCCGCUGCCUCCGCUGCUGCUGGGACUCGUGCUGCUGGCGGCCCUCUCCGAGCACUGCCUGGCCGACACGGGAGUAGACAAUCUACAGAUAACAGUCAGCCCGACCCCAGAGUCAUUUCCUCACGGGAAAGUGUUACCGAUUUCACCAACAUGGCCUUUCUCAGAAGUCCAGUCUUCCUUGGCAGCGGCCAGAAUCCAGAAUGUGCUGGGACCGUCCCCUGACAACACGAGCGUGCUGCAGCUCCCCCGAACACCUCCGCCGAAGACACACCGCAGAGCUAGGGCUCACGGGGACUUCUCUUCCUCCCCUUACCAAGGAAGUGGCCAUAGCGCCUUCCUCGAGCCUUCCAAGGAUUCCACGGAGUCUGUGGUCCAGCCGAGACCUCAAGGGGGAAAAGACGCAGCCUCCAUGUCAGGACAGCGGCCCGAGCUACCCCCCACAGCAGGUCCUCACUCCGCAGGCUCCCCCACACCUGCGUUUUUGAGCUCCGUGGCAGAACUGGCCCACCUGCCUCCCGUUCCCCUAGUACCUGGAAGUCUUCCUCGGCGUCCAGAUGGACCGCCUUCACAGGCAGUGGCGGAAGGGGCUUCAAGUCCUACAUCCACCCACUCUGUGGAAGCUGGGGUGGCCAAGGGCGUGCACAGUGAGGUGUCUUUGCCGACUUCGAAGAGUGCAGCAGCCGCUGCUGUGACUGAGGAGGCUGUGUCUUUGCUUUCCCGGACUGCAAGAUCUGGGGCAGUGGAAACGACCUCCAGAAAGCUAGCCCCUGCUACUGCAAAUGACUCCACUCACCCACUGCAUUUGCCAGCCGCUCCAGAGAAUUCCAAAGGGCCCAAUUUUUCGGCAGAACACACGGCUUCCUCAUUGGUGCCUUCUCCUCUGCCUCUCCCCACGGCCAGCCGAGGGCAAGCCAUCCUUUCUGGGGCAUGGAACAUCACAGCCGCCGACUCUCCCUCCCCACCCACUUUCACCCAGCUGGCGCAGAAUCAGGCUUCCCCAUCCACCGCGCCCCUAAAGCCAGCUCCUCAAGAAGAGGGCACCAGCGGGUCCCCUCCGACCGCAGCUCCAGACUUCCCCCAGUCUAGCAAAUCUCCCCAUCUCCUUUCUGCAACUUGGGCCUCUCUCCUGCGGGAGGAAGAGAGCAUGACAGCUGUUUUAAAGAAAAACGAAAAGGCAAACUUGACAGUUGCUCUCCAGACCCUUCCAAGAAAAGACAUUCUGAGUCUUCACACUGUAAAUGGGUUCCCCUCUGAUUCCAGCACGGAUCGUAUUUCAUCUUUUCUCCUUACAACACUGAGAACAAAACUCCCUUCAGAAUCAGCGCUCCCUUCCGUGCUGUCCGUACGAGGCCCCCAGACUAUUCUCCCAACCCCCCGCUCAUCCAGCGCCAACCCAGAGGCUCCUGCAGCUGCAGAAGGCCGCUCUGAGUCACCAGUCCCAACGUCCCAACAGGUGACAGCAUUUCCCUCCUCCGCUGAGGUCUAUGAUUUCUCAACAAUGAGACGUGUUUUAAAGCCAGCGACCACAGAUGUUUUCGGGAGUUCUCUUCCCACAGAAACUGGAUCCCUCUCCAUACAGCCCAUGAGAUCUGGCUUGCAGCAGCAGACAAAUUAUGAUUUAAAUGGGCACACAGUUCACUCCACCCGUUGGGAAAGUCGUUCAGCUUCAACUCCUCCUCCCAGUGGUUCGACUUCAGCGGCCAGAACAAUAAAAUCUUCAGAUCGCAGAGCUACUGCUGGGCCAUUAGUGACUGCAGAAGGCUUCACCAUCCAGCAUCCUGCCCUUCCUACCAGCGCCAACCAGCCUGUCCCACAGUCAGAAGUUAGCAUGGUUGGAAACCAUACGGACGUGGUGUCCUUAACCGGUGCCUAUUCCAGAGACUUCCAAACAGCUGAGGUUGAAAAGGACCCACCCGCAGGCCAACACACUGCGUCUCAUCCCCGUCUCCAGCUGCCUGGGCAUGCAACACCUGCUCUUUUGCCAGCCUCUCCAAGGCUGACUUACGCGGCCCGCGUCCACAAAGUGCUUUCAGACGGAAUGGAUAGGAGUCUCUCUAUUUCCAGUGAUGUCUAUCCAUCUCCUGAGAUAAGUGCUUCUCCACCAUUCCAGAGUCCCUUGAGAGAUCACACGACGGCUGAGUCUCCUCUACCAAGCAGGGCCGGACUCAGGACCCCGUCCAAAGUACUGCUGGCUUCUUGGGGCCCCGACAAACGGACAGGUGCAGCUACGCGUGCAGUGGACCCCUCCGUGUCGUCCAGGGCGGAACCAACAGCAGCAGCCACCCCUGCAGCUACGUCGUUCCUGGGGAAAUCAAGUCCACGGGCGCUGUCUGCAGCCCUGAUCGCCAAGGGCCCUGGCAGUAACCCUUCGGCCAUGGCCUCAGGAUUAGUUAAGAGCAGCUGGACCGCUGCUCUAGCUACAAAUGCCACAAACAAUACAGCACCUGGCCCAAAGGCGACAGUGGGGGCGGUGCAUCCGACCUUCUCCUUCACGCCAACCUACAUGUUUUCCAGAACAGCACACACCGUGAGUGCUCACACAGCCAUGCAAGGGAACGCAGGCACCGCCUCUGGCCUGCUGUCCACGACACACCUCCCCAGGAAACCACAAGCCAUGCACACGGGCCUUCCCAACCCCACCAACCCAGACAUGCCCCGGGCAGCCACCGCCCGCCCGCUGACCAUCACAGCAGCCUUGACGUCCAUCACCGCACCAAUGAGAGCCACCCGCUUGCCACCCGCACUGAUGGGAAAUACAGAUACUGCUCUUCCCGCUGCGUCAGCUUCCGUGGUCACCACCGGCAAAAUGGCGUCCAACCUGGAGUGUCAGAUGUCCAGUAAGCUCCUGGUAAAGACAGUUCUCCUUCUGACCCAGAGGAGAGUGCAAAUCAGUGAAACCUUGAAGUUCAGUAUAGCCAAAGGGCUCACGCAGGCAUUACGGAAGGCUUUCCACCAGAAUGACGUCUCGGCUCACGUGGACAUUCUGGAACAUUCUCAUAACAUCACUGUGGGUUAUUAUGCUACCAAAGGGAGGCUGGUGUACUUGCCUGCUGUGGUGAUCGAAAUGCUGGGUGUUUACGGGGUCAGCAACGUCACCGCAGAUCUGAAGCAGCAUACCCCAAACUUGCAGUCGGUGGCAGUCCUUGCUUCCUCAUGGAAUCCCCAGCCUGCAGGCUACUUCCAGCUGAGAACAGUGUUGCAAUUCGUGAGCCAGUCCGACAACAUCCAGUCCUGCAAGUUUGCUCAGACGAUGGAGCAGCGGCUGCAGAAGGCCUUCCAGGAUGCUGAGAGGAAAGUCCUGAAUACCAAAAGCAACUUGACCAUUCAGAUGGUGAGCACAUCCAACGCCUCCCAGACAGUCACUUUGGUGUAUGUGGUCGGCAAUCGGAGCUCCUUCCUCAACGGCACGGUCGCCAGCAGCCUCCUCCGCCAGCUCUCGGCUGAGCUGGUUGGGUUCUACCUCACCUACCCGCCGCUCACCAUUGCCGAACCGCUGGAAUAUCCUAACCUUGAUAUAUCAGAAACAACCAGAGACUAUUGGGUAAUUACAGUGCUCCAGGGCGUGGACAAUUCGCUGGUGGGCCUGCACAACCAGAGCUUUGCCCGGGUCAUGGAGCAGCGCCUGGCCCAGCUCUUCAUGAUGUCCCAGCAACAAGGCCGGCGGUUCAAACGGGCCACCACCCUGGGAAGCUACACCGUACAGAUGGUAAAGAUGCAGCGGGUGCCAGGACCCAAGGACCCAGCGGAGCUGACUUACUACACCCUGUACAACGGGAAGCCUUUGCUGGGGACUGCAGCUGCCAAGAUCCUGAGCACCAUUGACUCCCAAAGGAUGGCCUUGACCCUGCAUCAUGUUGUCCUUCUGCAAGCUGAUCCCGUAGUGAAGAAUCCACCCAACAACCUGUGGAUCAUCGCUGCGGUGCUGGCACCCAUUGCCGUGGUCACGGUCAUCAUCAUCAUCAUCACCGCCGUGCUCUGCCGGAAGAACAAGAACGACUUCAAGCCAGACACCAUGAUGAACCUGCCUCAGAGAGCAAAGCCUUUGCCCAGUGGUUCCCUUCAUGUAAUUGAUGAGAACAUGGCUCCCUGGAACAGGCAGCCUUACGGGAAAGUAGUUAGGGCCACAUCCAGAUGCAGGAUGGAGCUUGGAGGGCCCGCAAUGGUUGGCAUGACCAUCUGCUCGGGACAGCCUGUGCAAGGCUUUGAUUAUGCCAAGCAGCACCUGGGCCAGCAAGGGGCAGAUGAGGAGGUCGUCCCUGUGACUCAGGAAACGGUGGUCCUCCCACUCCCUGUUAGAGAUCCUCCUGCCUCUCAGGAAAGAGACAUCGUCCAGGACGGAAGCACCAUCAAGACGGCCAAGUCCACCGAAACCAGAAAGAGCAGGUCGCCCAGUGAGAAUGGCUCUGUCAUCAGCAACGAAUCAGGGAAGCCCAGCUCAGGGAGGCGCUCGCCCCAGAAUGUCAUGGCACAGCAGAAAGUGACAAAGGAGGAGGCACGGAAGAGAAAUGUGCCGGCAAGUGAUGAAGAGGAUGGAGCCGUGCUUUUUGACAACACUGGCAAGGCGGCUGCCGAUCCCUUUGACACAUCUUCCGGAUCCGUGCAGCUCAUUGCCAUAAAACCCACAGCCCUCCCCGUGGUGCAUCCCACAUCAGACAGGAGCCAGGAGUCGGCGGCCCUUAACGGCGAGGUAAACAAAGCCCUGAAGCAGAAGUCAGACAUCGAGCACUAUCGGAACAAGCUGCGCCUCAAAGCCAAGAGGAAGGGUUAUUAUGACUUCCCCCCAGUGGAGACGAGCAAGGCUCAGACAGAAAGGAAAAAGAUGUACGAGAAAACUCAAAAGGAAAUUGAGCAUGUUUUGGAUCCAGACCCAGAACUCUGUGCCCCAUUUGCUGAGUCUAAGAACAGGCAACCGAUGAAGAACUCUGUCUACCGAAGCCGGCAGUCUCUGAACAGCCCGAGUCCGGGGGAGACAGAGAUGGACCUUCUGGUGACUCGGGAGCGACCCCGGCGCGGGAUCCGUAACAGCGGAUACGAUACGGAGCCUGAGAUCAUCGAGGAAACCAACAUUGACAGGGUAAAUGAGCCCCGCGGCUACGGCAGGUCAAGGCAGAUGAAGGGCCACUCAGAGACGUCCACGCUCAGCUCCCAGCCCUCCAUCGACGAGGUCCGGCAGCAGAUGCACAUGCUGCUGGAAGAGGCCUUCAGCCUGGCAUCCGCAGGCCACGCAGGCCAGAGCCGGCACCAGGAAGCCUACGGCUCAGCACAGCAUCUGCCCUACUCGGAGGUGGUGACCAGCGCUCCGGGGACCAUGACGCGGCCCAGGGCAGGGGUGCAGUGGGUGCCCACCUAUCGCCCAGAAAUGUACCAGUACAGUCUGCCUCGGCCGGCAUACAGGUUUUCCCAGCUUCCUGAAAUGGUCAUGGGCUCUCCCCCUCCACCUGUACCUCCCCGGACUGGCCCUGUGGCUGUUGCUUCUCUCAGGCGGUCCACCUCGGACGUGGGCAGCAAGACCAGGAUGGCUGAGUCCACGGGGCCUGAGCCCGCCCAGCUGCACGACAGCGCCUCCUUCGCGCAGGUGUCCAGAGGCCCCGUGUCCGUGGCGCAGUUGGAUCAGUCGGCUUUAAAUUACUCAGGUAAUACGGUGCCGGCAGUGUUCGCCAUCCCAGCUGCCAACAGACCCGGCUUUACCGGCUACUUCAUCCCGACGCCUCCCUCAUCCUACAGGAACCAGGCCUGGAUGUCCUAUGCAGGAGAAAAUGAGCUCCCCAGCCAGUGGGCCGAUUCGGUUCCCCUCCCAGGGUACAUCGAGGCUUACCCCCGAUCACGAUAUCAGCAGAAUUCUCCGUCCAGACUCCCUCGCCAGUACAGCCAGCCCGCAGGCACGCACCCCAGCCUGGAGCAGGCGCCGGGGCCGUCCACGGCGGCCUCGCAGCAGAGCCUGGCCGAGAACGACCCGUCGGACGCGCCCUUGACCAACAUCUCCACUGCAGCCCUCGUGAAGGCCAUCCGGGAGGAGGUGGCCAAGCUGGCCAAGAAACAGACAGACAUGUUUGAGUUCCAGGUCUAAUACCUCCGCCCCGUGGGACUUCCAGACUCCAAGGAAAUAGUCUUCCGGUGCCUCGGCCUAACCUGCUGGGACUUGAGGCGCAGACACUGUGGGAGUCAUUCUCACCCUCUGAAAAGGUGAACACUGGGGCUUCUGGGCCACCGAGGACACUCUUGGCCAACUGGAUUCUUGGCUUCUUCUGCUGAUUGUACAUCAAGAAGUCCCCGCGUGGGACCCCAUGUUUGAUAGUCUGUAAAGUUAAAUGUUUCAACUGUGGGUGUAUUUCCCUACGGAGCCUUAGUCACAAGAGACACUAACUGAUCUGCAGAUCCCUGUCCAAGGCCACAUUUUAAUAAGUCACCGGAAGGGGGAGAACAUUGCUCUGUCUUCGGUGAGUUCUGCAUGUUAACCCUGUUUCUGUGUUAAAGGCGAUGUAGGCAUUUGAUUAAGCGCCAGACCGCACACUCUCUCUCAUUCAGCCGUGACUGUAAUCAUUAGUCACCUCCAGUCCGUCAAGGAGGCGUUGACUCCAGCCAAGAAACUCGAGCCUUUUCUUUUAAAGGUUCAGAUUCAAAGUCAGAUGAAUUGGAUGAAAAUCCGGUACUGUCUAUGGCUCUACCUAUAAAUAGUCCUGACCCUUUUUUCCUCCCGUUCAUUAAACAAAGGCCGAGGAAGAGAGAAGAUUGAGGGGGAAUGGUGGGUUUGGGUUGACAGAUUUUUGGAAAGGUGUUACCGUUUGGGAACUUAAGUGCCCUGCAAGGUCAUAUCUAACUGAAAGAGGAUGCUAAGAGCUUUGAGGAUUAUACAAAAAAAUCAGUCAUCCAUCUGAGGUCUUUCUUUGCCCGGCAAUGAAGGUGGUCUGAGAACAAAGCUUCUCUCUCCUUUGAGAUAAGAGAAAUAUCAACGUUUACAGGAAAACCUCUGUCUCUUCAACAGCGACGUCCAGCGUGUGCUGCCGAGGGACAGAGAAGGACAGAGUAACUGAUGCCUGUUCCGAAGCAGAAACAGUGACUCCCCGGUCUCCCCCUCCCCUGGCUGCAGCCUCUGUUUAUAGAAGCUUCUGAAUGUAGAAAAUCUGUUGAUUUACGUUUAGAUGUAAAUACCAUUUUUAAAAAGUGUAUGGAGUUUGCCAGUUCCCUCCGUCCCCGCCCCCACAGUCAACAGAUGCAGGAGGACGUUGGCUUACUUUAGGACCGCCACGUGGUAAAUGGCACUCCCUGGCAUGGUGAGGCGGUCUCCAGAGCUCUGGGUGGACACUGCCUCACAGCCCCGAGGCACCAGCUGCUGACCGUCAAUGCCUAAGCAAACCAGCCACCGACUUCAGGUGGCCCCAAGGAGGGAACCUUCUGGCUCCCUCACCAGCUCUGGUGGGGGCCUCCUUGGUGUCUUGUUGGAGAAUGAGGUCCUGUCCUGCAUUCACCCAUAACCCAUCUAGCUUCAGCUGUGUCCAUGCCUUCUGAGCCCAUCUUGCCAUUUUUUCCUCAUGAGUUUCUUUGGUCUUUACUGAGAGAAGGUGGAAAUUUAAAAGUUGAGAGACGAGUAGGAGUGGAACUGAUUAGAAUGGAGAUUCAAACUGUCAAAGCACAGACUUUUCAAAGAAGCUGUUUUUAUUUCCCAAUGGCAAAUUGCCCUUUCUGGAAAGUUCCAGAGAUGAUAUGUCAUGGAAUCCCCCCAAACAAGUCUCUUGUUCGGAUGAUAUUAGGUAGUGUCCUUUUGGUAUGCUGGUCGAUCUUUCAUAGUGUUAGUUUUUUGUUACUUAAAAAAAAAAAAAAUCAGCUAUAAAUAAAAUGUAUUUUUGUAAUUUCCAUGUGUAUAUAUGGUAUAUUUCUACCAAUGGCCAGUUGUUGUAGUCCAAAACCUAAAUCAGCUUGCAAAACACUGUGGAUGGUACAAGAUUUUAUUGACAGAUUAACACAAUGCCUAAGUCUAUCCAAAUAGGUAUUCAAUGCACUUGAAUGAACAAAGAGCCAAAGAAACUCAGCCUUUUCAUGCAAAUGGUAUGAGUCUGAUAAAGUCAGCCACAUUGUCCCGCCUUAUCAAUAAUAUUAAUAUUUCAUCAGUGCAAUGAUAUCAACCCAGUACUUUGUCUACUUGGUAAAUGCCUGGAUAUCCUGUAUGUGAAAAUGAAGUUUCAAGACCUUAGUGUGAUGAAACUAGACACUUCAAAGCCGGUGUCCUAGCUUUGGAUGUUCCAGUGACUUACGGAGAAUGAGCCUACAGCUAGUAGUGGUGCGGCUCCAGCUUGCUCAGAGGAUGGAGAAACAAAUCAUUGCAGUCUUUGCAGAACCCCAGGAAGUACUGAGUUAGUCAACUGAGAUGACUAAAAAUAUAGCGUGCUAAAUCAGACACACUCGUAAACUAGACACCACAGGUUUAAGAAAAGUAUAUGGGAGGAAAACCUUAAACUGAAAAGAAAUCAAUCUGUUCAUGAUUUUUCCAGCACCAGGGAAACAGCUGCCAUUUUUAGAUUUUCUGUGACUGGUAAAUUAUGUGGUCCCUUCUCUGAAGAGACUCCUGACCUCGUGGAGGGGACAGAUGCCUGGACAGCUGAUUGUGAGCAAAGACAGAUGGGCAGAAGUGCCUCAUGGAAGUGAAAAUAGAGUUCUGUGAGAGCCCAGAGGCUCUACGUUCCUCCUGACCUUCCAGACGGUUAAAGAAGCCACGAAGGACCUUGGCAGUCUCGGAGAAGACUUUCUGGAAAAGCGAAGCGACCUGCUUGAGGAUUCCAGCCCAAGCCUGCUGAUUCAUGAUUCAACUUGCUUUCCAUUUCACCACGCUGCCUGCACGCUUGUCUGUGACGCGUUUCUUGAACUGUGCUAGGAAGUUUAAACAGUAGACCAGGGUCAGAUGAGGGACGCCCUACAUUCUCGUGAAGAGAAAAGAUGAUUGGAUAUGUAGAGGACUUCAGAUAAAGUGUAUAGAGGACGAUGCGUUUGUGGCAUAAUAAACAUUUUUCAGAACUUGUUUUGAUGUGAGUUUUCUGCAUUCCUGAAAAGAAAUGCAUUUUGGCUUUUUCCAGAGAGUCAAGGAAAUGGUGCUCUCCUCAGCUGCUGAUGUUCAGGACUACAGGGGUGCAUUCCUCUCUCAGUGCCAUGGAUCCAAAGGAGCAGGGAGGGAGGCCAUGUGUCAUGUUGGGGCCACAGAUUCUAUGCUCUGCCUUAGGGAAGGCUGCCCCAUGUGCAGAAGCCUGACAGUCUGUCGUGUGCCCAGGUACCUAGGAUCUGAGAUGGCAGUGAUUACCUACUGAGCCAGAAGUGCUCUCUUUCAGGGUGUGCCGUGGGCUUACUGUUGUGUCCCACCCCCAUUCAUACCUUGAAAUCCUAACCCUGUUGAAAUCCUAGCCCCAACGUGAUGGUAUUAGGAGGUGGGGCCUUGGGGGGGGGGGAAUAGUUCAGUUAUGAGGGUGGAGUCCUCGUGAAUGGGAUUAGUGCCCUCAUAAAAGGGAUCCCAGAGAGCCUACUGCCUUCUUUUUUUUGCCACCUGAGGCUACAGUAGGAUGUCAACAGUUGCAGCUCUGAAAAGGGUUCUCACCAGACCCCAAUCCCACUGAUCUUGUAGGUCUGGGCUCCAAAGGUAUGAGAAAUAAACUUCUGUUGUUUAAAGGUCACCCAGUCUGUGGUACUUCGUGAUGGCAGCCUGGACCAACUGAGACCGGGUGGAUUAUGUUAAGAAUCAAUUCUCUGGUCCCGGAGGUUAUAUUGUUUAUUUGCUAAUUUAAAAAUUCAGCCAAAAGGCGUGUCUUUUCUUAGUAGUCUUAAUGGAAGAAUGGAUAGGAAAUUGUUAGAUUUGUAACUUAAAAAAAAAAAAAAUCAGAGUACAGAUGGAGGAAGAUAGGAAUUUAAAUAUCUAACUAAAAAGAAAUGUUUCUCUAACUGGCAGAAAUUAGAGAAACGGAUCAAAAAGUUAAACACUGAUUGUAGAAAAACAAGCUUUUUUCUACAUGAGGCACCUUUUUUCUACUCAGGAACUCAAUGUUUAAUGAAUACAGUAACAGAUUCUAUUUCUAGGUCUGAAAACAUAAUUUCAACUUAAUCUCUUCCUUCUACCACACCCCAGAAAAUAGUUUGGACCUUGCUUACAAAAUACAGCCAAACACUUUUAGGGAAAUAGAGUAAUUUAACUUGGAGUAGUAAUUGACUUGGGUCCAGGGGGUAGAAAUUAAAUUCUUCUCUGCAGUCCAGCCUUAAAGGUAUUCUAGUCAAAGGCCUUUGCAAGGACUAGAAACCUAUUCAGACUUGCUCAAAAGUGUCGGGGGUGUUGGAGAGAAUACAGGGCCAUUUCACAGAUACUAACCACAGCAGCCAUCCGGGAAAGGGCUGGAGACAGCCAGCUCACUCGUUCUCUCUCGCAUCCUCUCUCCAUAUGGACUUUCCUGUUUCUCUCUGCACGUCAGCUCAGUUCUCUUGCUCACCUUGGCCUCCUAGCGUUGUGUUUUCUCAUUAUUGUAUAUGUAGCUGAAAAUCCAUCCCAGGACCCACUCCACACCACUUUGUCUUUCCUGUACCCAUCCCUCUCUGACUACCGUCUCUGUGCCCAAAUCUUGAGAGUCUGGAUGGUCUAGCUCAUCCACCUUACAGAUAAGCCAGCCACCCUUGGGGUCACGUGCCUCUCCGAUCAGCCGUCACCAAGGAGGCAGAGUCAUGUAAGACCAGCACAGCCCCCUGGACUGACCCAUUCGGUAAGAGCUUUUAUUGGGGGCUGGAACACAGAGGAGGAGCAUAAGUGGACAGAACCUUCAGAAGGAAAGAAGCUCCUCAGGACUCGAAUUGACAGGCACUCUUAGAAUACCACGCAGUUGGUGGGCAGCCCCCGUGGACACUGCCACAGAGCAGAGAGGUCAUCCUUGACCUUUCCAUCAUAUGGGAAUGCACCCAUUUGAAACCCUGGGGGACAGGCCAGCGCUGUCCCCAACCACGGGUCAUCCCAGUACUACUGAUCUGAUCCCGGGUCUGAGAGCAAUUUCUGGUCAAGGUCCAGGAAGCCCCACACCUUGCUCAGCAGACAGUAAAUACUUGUAAGUUGAAUUGCAUGAUCUUAGCUCAGGUGCUGUGAAUGUAGCUCACGGCCACCCACUUGCGUGGAUGAGGAAGCCUUUUGAAAGGCUCUGUAGAGCCUUUUGAAACAAAAUUAGUUUUGAAUGGAUAUUAUUGUGGCUCUGCCCUUCCGAAUAUAAUAAGUUAGUGUCCUGAGAAUUGGAAGAUCUCUUGAUUUCUUAAGGUGAAUGAUUACAGAAUAGAAUCCUAUCUUAUGGUAAGUGCUAAAAGGGAGGGGGCUUCUGGGAAGGAAUAUUCAGGAAAUAGAAUGAAUAGUGCCAGAAACAAAUUCUUUUAGACAAUGUUAAGUUGCUUGAUUAUGCACGUUUCACAGACAGGGGAAUUGGUGAUGUGGUAGAAUUUGUCUCCGGAGGUCAAACCCAUAUUUCAGUGAAAACCAUUAUAUAAUGAAUUCUAGAAAUUGAUUAUUUUCAUUCUCUGACCUUGGCCAGACUUUUAUAAAUUACAGAAGGAGGCUGUCAGUGUAUUUUACAUAAAUUAACUGUGACCUUCCCUGAUUUCCCCCAUCUCUUCUCUAUGUCUAACUUCACCCCCGCCUACAAACAAACUGAGAGAAAGUUUGUACCAAACAGAAUCAGAGUAUCAUUCUCUGGUCUGGAAAUUUUGAAAAAGGCAUAAAGAGUCAAGGCUUUAGGCAACUCCCUUUAAACCAUUCUCCGGCUCCUCAUCUGUGAAACGUGUACAACGGCAUCUGCACUUUUGCCCACCCACGGUGGGCGUGAGGAGCCCGGGGCAGAUUGUAUGCGAAAGGCUUUGAAAAGUAUGUUUGAAGGUAUCCUUACUGUAGCGCUAGCUUCAGUCUUUUCUAAUGAAAUAUUUUAGCUCUUUCCAUCCACUAAAAAUAAUUUGUCACAUAUUCUGCAAAAUUUUUUAAAAACCUCCAUAAAGUAAAAAAAAUGAAGAUGUUCUUAAGUUUGGAACUGCCCCCAAAGCCAGCCUCAUCCUUGCUGUAUUGUGUUGAUGCUGUUGUUGAACAAUUUGGGGGCCACGCGAGCAUGUGUACGUGCGUUGUCACUCUGAGUGGAAAACCCAGACUCACACUCCCCCUCCACCCCCACCAACCACAUCACACACGCGUUAGGCGUUAGGCAAAGACAAGUUCUGAACGGCAGCUCAGUUGUUGCUGUCGACACUUAAUGCUUGGCUUUCUAAUUAGCUUCCUACAUCCAUGGCCUCUGCCGGGAACAGAGCGUUCAUAUGCUAUUACAAUUUUUUAUUAUAAAAUAAAAAGCAAAGGUUUUCAUACCCCAAAACCUGCCUGCUUCUCAUUCUGCCUCCCUCAUAUGGUGAGAUGGAGUCCCCUUCACAGCCCAAACACACAGCAGUACCUGCUAUGAGCUAUCAAAGCUCCGUGGGACCCCUUGUGGCGUCAGAAGCCAUCCCAGCCUGAGGCACGAGCUCAUGAGCCAAGAAGAACUUCUCCCUGGCCAUCCACAGGCCCCAAGGGAGCAGUUCCAGCCUACUCGUGAUUGUGUCCUUGGAGCAGAUGGUGUCCUAGGGCAGAAUAAGCCACUAUCUGGUCAUAGGCCCUUGUUGGGUCACAAUGAAGUCCCAUCCAGGUCAGUGGCUCCCAAAGGGUCCAGGAUGACAUGGGUCAUGGACAUAAACUUCCAAGGCCACCUACUUUCCCUGCCUUUGCUAGUCCCAGUGAUCAUGUCUGCCUUAUGUUCAGCCCUAUUGGUGUGUUAUAUCCACGCUCUGCCCUCUGACGUAAGCCAAGUGGACAGGAGACACAUCUGACCCAGGAACCAAGAUUCAUUGGCUGACCAGCUACGAAAAAAUGUAACUCAGCCCAUGGGGCUAAGCCAACUGCAUUCUUUUUGUAAGAAACACCAAGACACAGAAUCUAUUGGCAAGAGAUGUUGAAACUGACCGGUCAAGACUCAAAGGCCAUGAUGGGCUGUAGGCAAAGCAAAGGUCUAGAGAACAGAAUACUGAGUAAAAAGUAGCCUGGAGGCCAAGAAGACUUAGAGUAUAGGUAAAAAAGUUUAUCUUCUAUAAUGAAAAUAGACAAAUAAAAACCAACUCUGAAUGUUUCAGGGGAGUCCACGUGUCCUAGUGAAGAGCCACAACCCUGAGCUUUUGGGCUCCACUGAGAUUUGGGCAGCUUGGACUGUAAGCAUGUUGUUUCUCACAGGAGCCCCAUCUGCUGAAGCUCUCCACCAGUAUUCAUUCAGAUGUACUCAGAUGCUGAAGGAGCAACUUUUACUCCCCUCUCUGCCUCUCUGUCAAGAGGGCUCAGAGAUGCACAAAAAGUACUCCCCAGAGCCACCGUCCUGCUGCAGCAAUGAGGAAUAGACUUGGAGCUUCCACAAGAUUCUGGCACGCUCUCCAAGGUGGAGAGUAGGACCGGGGUGCCCCUUUGCUUUUUCUUUCCUCCUGGAUCCUGGCUGCUCUUAACCUUCAGGGCAAAUGAAAUGAUCAAGCAAAGGGAAGUAAUGGUGCCUACUUCAGUCCCAGGAAUGACAGACAGACACAGACCCAGGGAGCUAGAACAUUCACAUGGCAAUCCCUAGCCUUUCAUUGCUGGGGUCCCCUUCAGAAAGAGGGGAGCAAAUUUAUUCCAAAGGACCAUCUCCAGACUUCUUUGAGUCACUAUCAUGGCACCCAACUCAUGAGCUCUGCUGGCCCCCAGAAGCCAGAAAGAAUGUACCCAGGAAGGACUGUGCAGCCAAGUAGUGAGUCGUCAGUGGCGAAUUACCUGUAAAAUGUAUACAGAUAGUUGGUGGGAGACAUAAUUGCUCUGAGUCUCUCUGUGAUCUCUUGGAGGUAUGGUUAUGGCAAAUACUGGUCCGCACACUUGGGCACUUCAUUUUAACAACAUUUCAGUGUUCACAUUUACGCAUAGACAAACUCCUAUUUAAUGAGAAGCCAUGUGACUCCUCAGAACUGAAAUCAAGUUUCACAACAGUUUCAUUGCCAACCCCUCCUCCAAACCAAAGAGCUCUGGCAAACUCUUGAAAAUAAAGGCACUCCAGGUUCCCUGGUCUCUGAAAUGGGCUAUAUGAGCUUGCUCUAGAUCUGAUGGGCCUUUACUGAAAACACAGAGAGUUUGCUUUUGUCCUUGGUGGUGCCCACUCCAUUACCCAGCUCCUCAGUCCUGGUAGCUAAAGCCUUUGGGAGACCCAGAGGGCCUGAAGGAGCCAGCCACAUUCCUUGAAGCCACAUGUCCAGUGAUGCCAACACAACCUAAUGAAAAAUCAGGCUACCACCCAGAUGUCUUGCUUAUGGGACAUUUGGAAACAGUUGGAUCUGGGACGUAAGGUCUACGAGUAAGCCAGACGUUGGAUUACAUUAUUCACGCUUCACCCUACUCUGCUAGGAUUCAUGAUGGCAAAGCCAAAAUCUGUUGGCCUCCUCCUGGAGUAGUCCCUUUCCUAGGUCAAGUUGGGUAGCAUCAAGAGAAAGGGCCUGGAAAGUCUUUAGACUGUGAAAACAAAGGGCUGCCAAAUUGCACAAAUUAUUUCAUAUAUUGACAUUCAGGUGCUUUGGAAACCAAAAGUUGGCUUCUUUUUAAUUUAAGAUUAUGUCUCCAAAACUGGUAGGUCCCAAACUAGCCUUCAGUGCAUGGGGGACCCAUUCUUCAGAAUGAGUCCAGGUGAAGAAAUCAAAGGCCAAGACCAGAAAUUAGAUGCCAAAGUGAGCAGAAACAAAGGCUUAAGAAGGGCCACUGGGCCGCCUUCCUGACAGGGGCAUGUAUUAUGGGCACAAUUUUAUCCUGUGGAUCAUUAACCUUUCAUUUAACUGGAACUGUAGGGGAAGCACUGAUAGAACCUUCCACAGAGUCACCCAUUCAGUCCCUCGUUGGCUGAGCGAACAUUUCCGGAGAACCUACUAUGCACCAGACUCCAGCUAAGUGAUGAGGAUUCACCUGGGAGCAGGACAGAGUUCCUGCCCCUCACAGCGGAGCUCACGGUCAAGGAACACUGAUCCCUGAGACAGAGCUCAACAUAUGAAGAACCACCAUUCAUUCGGUGGAUUUUCUACCUCAUCAGAGGUAGGCAAAUUAAAAUCCAAACGCAACCACAUGAAAACCAAAGUCCCCAUCUUUCUGGAAACAUUUAUGAUUAGAAAGGACAGACUGCAGGGCUAUCUUCUAAUGACGCUACACAGUUUUCCUUAUCCAUGACCUUUAACUAGUUAGUAAGGUGCCCACAAAAUCCCCCUGGAGACUGAGAGCAAAUUGCUAACUGCCAAGAAUCAACAAAUGUUAUAAACCCAAAUUUCAUAGCUGUCACCACCAAAGGAAAUCAGGAGCCCAAAUUGUCAGAAAAGGAAUAACCAGUUUGGGGACUAUACUAUGCAAUCCAAAUGAAAAUUUCAAGAGCCAUAUGUUUUACAAAUGAAGCCACAGUACACCGAACACUCUCAUUUUGCAUUGUUCAUAUCAAUAAAGUGCCGUUCAGAAUGCCCUGGAUUAUUAACGAAUGGGUUUUGGUUUUUGUUCAACCACUGAAAUACAGUGCUCUAUGGAGCAAAUCUCAACAGGCGAGCCAGGUAAAGCUUUGCGAUGAAACCCUUUCUGUGCUGCAUUUGUCUGUUGAGCUUAGUUGAAAUUAUGUUUGUUUUUUCUUGGCAAAUUUGCAUAUGAAAUAAA